Molecule: messenger RNA, 4359 nt
Organism: Lipotes vexillifer (Yangtze River dolphin)
Lineage: Eukaryota; Metazoa; Chordata; Mammalia; Artiodactyla; Lipotidae
Gene: ARHGAP31
Product: Rho GTPase activating protein 31
Exons: 12
Coding region: 1-4359 (1452 amino acids)
Biological process (GO): small GTPase-mediated signal transduction
Cellular component (GO): lamellipodium
Molecular function (GO): GTPase activator activity
Source: RefSeq, a predicted model, not a curated record
AUGAAGAACAAGGGUGCCAAGCAGAAGCUGAAACGAAAGGGAGCCGCCAGCGCCUUUGGCUGUGACCUGACGGAGUAUCUGGAAAGCUCAGGACAGGAUGUUCCAUAUGUAUUGAAGAGCUGUGCAGAAUUUAUAGAGACUCACGGCAUUGUGGAUGGAAUUUAUCGGCUUUCAGGAGUCACCUCAAACAUACAACGGCUAAGGCAAGAGUUUGGCUCAGAUCAAUGUCCAGAUCUGACAAGGGAAGUGUACCUCCAGGACAUCCACUGUGUGGGCUCCCUCUGCAAGCUCUACUUUAGGGAGCUACCCAACCCCCUCCUGACUUAUGAGCUCUAUGAGAAAUUCACGGAGGCGGUGUCCCAUUGCCCGGAAGAAGGCCAACUGGCCCGAAUCCAGAAUGUUAUCCAGGAGCUCCCCCCAUCCCAUUACAGGACCUUGGAAUACCUGAUUCGACACCUGGCCCACAUCGCCUCCUUCAGCAGCAAGACAAACAUGCAUGCCAGGAACCUGGCCCUGGUGUGGGCUCCAAACCUCCUCAGGUCCAAAGAAAUUGAAGCCACUGGUUGCAAUGGAGAUGCCGCCUUCCUUGCAGUUCGGGUCCAGCAGGUGGUGAUUGAAUUCAUACUGAAUCAUGUGGAUCAAAUCUUUAACAACGGUGCACCCGGGUCUCUGGAGAACGAUGAAAACCGGCCGAUCAUGAAGAGCCUGACGUUGCCAGCCCUCUCCCUGCCCAUGAAGUUGGUGAGUCUGGAGGAAGCUCAGGCCCGGAGCCUAGCUACUAAUCACCCUGCCCGGAAGGAAAGGAGAGAGAAUAGCCUGCCUGAGAUUGUCCCUCCCAUGGGCACCCUCUUCCACACUGUCCUUGAGUUACCAGACAACAAAAGAAAGCUCUCCAGUAAAUCAAAGAAGUGGAAAUCAAUAUUUAACCUGGGACGUUCUGGAUCAGACUCUAAAUCAAAGCUGAGUAGAAAUGGGAGUGUAUUUGUGAGAGGACAGAGGCUCUCAGUGGAAAAGGCUGCUAUCCGACCAGCUAAAAGCAUGGACUCGCUGUGCUCAGUGCCCGUGGAAGGGAAAAAAACCAAAGGAAAUUUCAAUCGAACAGUCACCACUGGUGGAUUUUUCAUUCCAGCAGCGAAAAUGCACUCGACUAGCACUGGCAGCUCAUGUGACCUCAGCAAGCAAGAGGGCGAAUGGGGCCAGGAGGGGAUGCCGGCAGGGGCCGAGGGGGGCUUUGACGUGAGCAGUGACCGAAGCCAGCUGCAGGGCGCUCAGGCCCGGGCCCCACCUGAGCAGCUGAAGGUGUUCCGACCCAUCGAGGAUCCCGAGAGCGAGCAAACAGCCCCGAAGAUGCUGGGUAUGUUCUACACCUCAAACGACAGCCCCAGCAAAUCUGUCUUUACCAGCAGCCUCUUCCAGAUGGAGCCCUCUCCCCGUCACCAGCGCAAGGCCCUGAACAUCUCCAAGCCCUUUGCUGUGUCCGUGCCACUCCGCGUGUCAGCCGUCAUCAGCACCAACAGCACCCCAUGCAGAACCCCCCCAAAGGAGCUACAGUCUCUUUCCAGCCUGGAAGAGUUUUCUUUCCAGGGCUCAGAGAGUGGAGAUUGGCCUGAAGAGAAGCCACUGGGAGUUGAGACUUCUACAGCAUCUGUACCUAAGAAGGCAGCUCUUGAGAAUAUUAAGCCAGGACCAGAUGCAGUGAGAGCGCUGGAAUGCAGCAAAGGCCUUCCCCAGGAGCCAGGCGGCCAACUGGAGAAGAAAACCUCAGAACACUCCCUAGGCUCUCGACAUUCAAGUGAAUUAGAGAAGAAGUUGGAUGCAGAGAAGGCGGUGGAGGAGGGUGGAGAGACUGGCCAGGUGGAAUCCAGCGCUCUGCAGGAGAGCCCUGGGGCCAGAGGUGAAGCAGUGUUUCUCCAUGAGAUGGAUGAAGAUGAUCUGGCCAACGCCCUGAUCUGGCCUGAGAUUCAACAAGAGCUGAAAAUUAUUGAAUCUGAGGAGGAACUCUCCUCCUUGCCACCACCUGCUCUAAAGACCGGCGCGACUCAGCCUAUUCUUGAGUCUAGUCCAGGGCCUUUUGCUUCCCCGGAGCCUCCUGGGAGCCUGCCUUGUGGCUCCGCCCCAGCUCCAGUUUCCAUCCCUCUGGAGGAGUGGACUAAGGAUCCAACCAAUCAGAGCACACAGGGCACUUCCACAGCAGCCAAUAGAGAAAAGUCGGAGACAACCAGCAUCCUCCAUAGAUCCGAGCCUGAAAAGGGCCAGGGCCCAGACCCCGCCAGCCUGACUCCUCUGGAAAUGGUUCCAUUUGAGAAGUCUCCUCCACAAGCGGCAGCGGAGGUGGUGGGCCCAGGGAAUCUGUCUCCUCUGCUCCUGCCUGCUCCUCCUCCUCCUCCAACUCCUUUGGAGGAGGCACCUCCAGUCCAGCUGUUGAAGGGUGGCCCUGAGAGAGAAGACUCAUCUGGGAAUUUGAGAACAAACCCGUAUAUAGAUCAGCUGAAGUCCAAAGGCAGCCCUGGGAUCCCCAGUCUUUGUCAGGGAGAGGAGGCCUCUUCAGAACAAAGUGAAAAGCAAUAUUCAAAGAAUGCUGCUUCUGAGGGCAAAGGUUCUAGCUUUCCAAGCCCAACCAGGGAGGUUGAGAUUUCCCCACAAGGAGAGGAGGAUGUAGCCCACUUAGUACAGGAGCCCUCAGACUGUGAUGAAGAUGACACUGUGACAGACAUUGCCCAGCAUGGCCUGGAGAUGGUGGAGCCCUGGGAGGAGCCCCAGUGGGUGACAAGUCCCCUGCACUCACCCACCCUUAAAGAUGUACAAGAGGCCCAGAUGCAGGGCCACCAGGGCCACCGAUUGGAGAAGAGGCUUUCCCACAGGCCCAGCCUUCGCCAGAGCCAUUCUCUAGAUGGCAAAACCAUGGUUAAGAGCCAGUGGACUCUUGAGGGUUCCUCCUCCAGCAGCUGUGCUAAUCUUGAAGCAGAGAGGAAUUCCAACCCUCUGCAGCCCUUGGCACCCGGGAGCGAGAUUACUGGAUGGGAUGAAAAAGCCAUGAGGUCCUUUCAAGAGUUCUCUGGCCUGAAAAGGACAGAGGUUCCUCACAACCAGAAGGGACCAGGUGGUUUGCAGCCCAAAUCAGCAGAAUCCAGCCCUGUCAGUCUAGCAGAGGGAAAGGAACUGGGGACACACCUGGGGCCACACAACCCUCAAAUUGAGCAAGGUAGUGAUCCUGGGCCAGAAAACAGCAAGGAGAAGUCACUGGGUGUGCAAGACAGCACCUCACCUGGAGAGCAUCCCCCCAAGUUACAGCUGAAGAGCACUGAAUGUGGGCCCCUAAAGGGGAAGAACAGGCCUUCUUCUCUCAACUUGGACUCUGCCAUUCCCAUCACUGACCUCUUCCGGUUUGAGAAUGUGGCCUCAUUUGGUUCACCUGGAAUGCAGCUCUCUGAGCCAGGAGACCCAAAGAUCACAUGGAUGACCUCAUCUCACUGUAAAGUAGACCCCUGGAGGGUUUACUCCCAGGACUCUCAGGACCUGGACAUUGUUGCUCAUGCCCUGACGGGCCGCCGUAACUCAGCUCCUGUGAGUGUGUCAGCUGUGAGAACCUCAUUCAUGGUCAAAAUGUGCCAGGCCAGGGCAGUCCCAGUCAUCCCACCCAAGAUUCAGUACACCCAGAUCCCACAGCCCCUGCCCUCUCAGAGCUCAGAGGAGAGUGGGGCUCAGCCCCUGGAGAGGAACCAAGAGGAACCCGGCUCAACUGGUGGGACCUCUCAGAAACUUGCCCAAGAUGAUUCUCUCUCCUCCUUGGAAAGCCCAAAGGAAGAGAAACCAAAGCAAGAUACAGGAGCCAUUGAGUCCUUGCCAAUGGAUGCCACUGCAUCUCGCAUGUGCGAGGGAUCCACCCUUUCUCCAGAACCAGGGUUAGUUAACCUGCUCUCCACUCAGGAUGCAGUAGUGCAAUGUAGAAAGCGCACAUCAGAGACAGAGCCAUCUGGGGACAACCUUCUUUCUUCAAAAAUAGAGCGACCAUCAGGGGGUUCUAAGCCUUUCCACAGGUCAAGACCAGGAAGACCUCAGAGCCUAAUCUUAUUCAGUCCUCCUUUCCCCAUCAUGGACCACCCGCCCCCCUCAUCUACAGUGACAGAUUCCAAGGUCCUGCUGUCCCCUAUCAGAAGUCCCACCCAGACAAUUUCCCCUGGCCUUCUUUGUGGGGAGUUGGCAGAAAACACAUGGGUCACACCAGAAGGGGUUACACUUAGGAAUAAAAUGACCAUCCCUAAGAAUGGCCAGAGACUGGAGACCUCAACAAGCUGUUUUUACCAGCCCCAGCGGAGAUCAGUGAUUCUGGAUGGCAGAAGUGGGAGGCAAAUAGAAUGA